Hypoxylon fragiforme is the source of this 2652-nucleotide messenger RNA. RefSeq lists its product as uncharacterized. The transcript has 5 exons. The record is from RefSeq and is a predicted model, not a curated record. Lineage: Eukaryota; Fungi; Ascomycota; Sordariomycetes; Xylariales; Hypoxylaceae. Bases 370 to 2508 code for a protein of 712 amino acids.
UCAUGGGUUUUUAUUGACGCUUCUGCUCGGCCGGCGGCUACGGUAUGAGAUAGGUAAAAUGGGGGCGGUUUUUGCGGCGCAUCAGCAAUUGGAAACACCUUGCGCGCAUUCUAGGCAGUCAAGGCUGGCUAAUACAUAGUAAUGGUAGUAUGUUUGCCAGGUCCUGUAGGCUGCAGUAAUUAUACAAAACCGUGCCCCCUCCCCCCCUUACGUUGACGAUGUGUUGUUGGUUGUGCUCUGUCAAGAUUGUCAAGAUAUCAGGCUUUCGGGGUUUUGAUUUUUCUUUUUUCGUUGGGUCUGGGUUAUAGUCGUCCUUUCUUUUCUUGAUGUUAAUUUGUUUCAUUGUCUUUUGCCAUCAUUGGUACCAUAAUGUCGUAUAUUACACAACCCAUGCAGCACGACCACAUGAUAUGCGAUCAAAUUGAUCGUAACCCCAAUCCUUCGAGCUCACAUUGGCUGCCUCAAAAUCCAUCUAGGUUGAGAACGACCUCUAGUGCAGAGAGCUUGGAUGGCAAAUCCCAAGUCUAUCUCGUAGGCUGGCCUACUGAAUUGAAAGCUGUACCGCAAUGGACCUUGUGGAGUAUACUGCAGCACAUCUGGGAUAUUAUAAUAGUUGCCGUGUCUUUUAUUUUUCUAGUAUUGGCUAUUGCCGUUUUAACCCUUAAAGGCAAGCCCAUCGGUAGUGGCUUUGGAUUAGGGGUUGAAGUGGCCUCCGGACUUGCUCCGACUAUAUUCCCUAUUGUUUUCGCAUCUGUUGUCGGGAGAGCAUUGACUUUGAUCGGACGCUUAAAAGCAGAGCGUGGUGUUGAGUUGGGUACGCUUCGGUGCCUUCUAAGCACGAAGACCGUUUCCGAUGCAGUUCAAAACCAGCUCGUUUUCCGAAACUUUAGUGUUAUUUCCACCUUCCUGCUUCUCCUGUGGGUCUUAUCUCCAGUAGGAAGUCAGGCAUCGCUUCGUGCUCUUACCAAGGUGAACCACACAACCGAUACAACCGUACCUCUUCGCUAUGUCGAUAGCGGGCCUCUCGGACAGGUAUAUGUGGGAGAGUGGAGUAUUGCGCAGUCUGAUGCUCUCAACUCUGGACGUCCAAGCACAAUCAUAGAGGCUUAUUCAGCUGCUCUUAUGCAAACGCUGAGCAACAAAAGAGGCUCUCGAGACGCGUGGGGGAAUAUCAAGAUUCCUCGGAUUGAUAAGUUGAACAAAUCUUCGUCCGAUAGUGAUGGUUGGCUUGACGCUUCGGGUCAGCAUGACGUGGAGUCGUAUGCAAGUCUCUUUGGCCUUCCCAUCGUCGGACUUCCAAAAGCGGGCACAGCAGAUUUCUCGGUUGAAACGUCCUAUGUGUCCCUGACCUGUCCAAAAGUAAGCUAUGUUAAUAAGAACAAUACAUCACCACCGCUGAACGGAUUUAACAUCACCUGUAUCACCUGCGCCCUUAACACGUCCGCAUCUAAUGACAUUGAACUUUUUCCUGAGCGAAAGACUCUCUGGUCGGACCGAGCAGCUUUCUUCAUCGGCGAACGCGCGCCAAACUUAACGGAACAACAAGAUCCGAAAUUCUCCGUUGCUAAUACCAUACGCUUUCUCUCGCCUACUCCAGAUAACCGAAUCGUGACAUCUGACUGCAUUGUAAAGCAGGAGCUGGUCGAGGCAAGGAUACAUUGCACAGAAGGAAACUGCGCUACUACACACAUCCGACCAUCAACCACAGAUCAUCGCAAUGCAAAUUACACAGUCUUCGAUUAUUGGGCCAAGGUUGUGUUAGACGAAAUCACUCUUGCGAGUCAACAUGGCACUGGUGGCCUGUGGUCGAGCGCUUCCGAGUAUUUCAUCAGUGAUUCCAGCCGCCUACCUCUUCUCGCAAAGAGUCUUGGUGACAUCCAGCAAUUGGUCGAUCUUGGAGCAGUGGCACCGGCCAUGUUCGCCGCACGCGCCUCUAUGCUCCUGAACAGCCUCAUCCAGCUCUGGAUGUCUGGGUCGGCCUUUGCUGGAGAAUUAUCCACUGAUAUCUCCACCUACGGGCCGGACCAUAUUCCUGCGACUGGCUUGACUGGGUACAAUGCACCGGAUUUCGGCCAUCCUAACAUUCCCGCCACGGGCGAUAUACCGGAUGGCCUACUGGGAACCUUCCGCAAUGUUCCGUUCAUAGGUGCCAAUACCAAUGCUUCUUCCACCAAAUUCGAAGAGGUGUACAAUCCAAGUACUGUGUGGCUUAUCCUACUGUUCUUGUCUUCCAUGGUAAUGUCUUUCGUUGGCAUCAUCGGCAUCACUUGUGGCAUGAAAACGCUUGCUCCCGACAGAUUCGAUUCCGUGGUAAGCCAGACAUAUGACAAUCCCUACUUUGAGUGUCCUCCCGGUGGUAGUGGACUCGAUGUUACAGAAAGGGCGAAGUUACUGCAGAAGGUCAAGGUUAUGAUUGGUAAUGUUGAACAAAACGGCGAUGUUGGAAAGCUAGGCUUUGCCACGGUUGAGAAUGCGCAGCCUGUGGAAACGGCAAAGUUUUAUGAAUAAGCUCAUGAGAAAUAAUUUAAAAAUUAGAGAUAUAAACACAAAAUAUUGUAAAUUAUAAAUACUAUGUUUAUAAGAAGCUCAGUAUUUUGGCUAACAUUGCAAAUGUUGAAGAGUGUUUGUGGGCUAUGGCCAUUAGUGAUGACU